Phalaenopsis equestris is the source of this 1447-nucleotide messenger RNA. RefSeq names its product probable plastid-lipid-associated protein 12, chloroplastic. Lineage: Eukaryota; Viridiplantae; Streptophyta; Magnoliopsida; Asparagales; Orchidaceae. The transcript has 11 exons. The record is from RefSeq and is a predicted model, not a curated record. Bases 76 to 1257 code for a protein of 393 amino acids.
AACGCUCUGCUAUCAGUAGGAGGAAGCGGAAGAAAUGAGAACCGAACAAACGCUCUCCUCGUCGUUCUCCUUUGAAUGGCCGUCGGAGCAGCGAGGCCAGGGUUUCCGCCUCUCAUCUCAUGGAGAUGGACGACUUCAGCUCCCACUGUACGUCCGUUAUCGUCUAAAUACUUAGGUAGACGGCCGCAGCUUCACGGUGUCUUCGCGUCUCUGGUGGAGGAACGCGAAAUUUCCUUCACUGAGCCGGAAUCGGCUCUCGUCGAUGCCCUAAUUGGUAUCCAAGGGCGCGGUCGUUCUGCAUCUCCUCAGCAGCUGAAGGAAGUGGAGCGUGCUGUAGAAACACUAGAGAAUCUAAAGGGCAUACCUGAUCCUACGAAGUCCAAUUUGAUUGAAGGUUUAUGGCAACUUAUGUUCACCACAAGGCCAGGAACAGCAUCUCCCAUUCAAAAAACAUUUGUAGGGGUUAACACUUUCAAGAUUUUUCAAGAGGUCUACCUUAGGGGCGAUGAUCCAAGGGUGAUAAAUAUUGUACAAUUCUCUGAUCAAAUUGGUGAACUUAAAGUAGAGGCGGCAGCUUCAGUUAAAGAUGGAAAGAGAAUCCUUUUUCAGUUUGAUAGAGCAGCUUUCUCCUUCAAAAUUUUACCUUGUAAGAUUCCAUACCCCGUUCCAUUUAGGCUUUUGGGCGAUGAAGCGAAGGGGUGGUUGGAUACAACUUAUUUGUCUACCAGUGGAAUUAUUCGAAUUUCAAGAGGGAGCAAGGGCACUACAUUUGUGCUGCAAAAGAAACCUGAACCAAGGCAAAAAUUGCUAUUGGCAGUGACCUCUGGGGAAAGCAUAGCAGAUGUGAUAGAUGAAGUUGUCUCAUUAAGGCGGAAUAAACUCGCUGCAGAUUUAGAUGAUCUAGAAGGAGAAUGGCAAUUACUGUGGUCUUCACAGGCAAGUGAUGAUAGCUGGCAAGUUGCAGCUGCUAAUGGUUUAAAAGGCUUGCAGAUUGUAAAGAAAAAUGGCAAUCUGGAGAACUCCGUAACUCCUUUUUCAGGGUUCAAAUUGCACGCUAAUGGCAGUAUUGUCAAGUCGGAUGCCAAUCAAUUCAAGGCAACUAUAAAUGGUGGGGCAUAUCUUGCCGGAUCAAUGAAAUUCCCCUUCGAUAUCAAAACUAGUUACAGCAUGGAACUACUGUACAUCGACGACAAAAUCAGAAUAACUCGACAAAAUGAAGAUAUAAUGUUGAUUCACCUGCGCAUAAGCAACAAAUAAAUAGAGAAUUUAAAGUUAUCAGGUAUGGGAAAUAUUAUCAGUUUUCUUAAGUGAUGUUUGGCCUGAACCGUUUUAUUCUUUCUGUAAACAUUUACCUGAACCGUAGAAUCCUUGUAUUAAAAAUGGGGAAUUUAUGUACAUACCAUAUAAUUCUUAUGUAUUUAUACCACUUCAUUAUCAAAAUUACAUU